CCUAGAUACGCAUCACGGACAACUACGUAACUUUACGAAGUGCUGCUGAAUAUAGAAUACUCAUAGAGCCUUCGAGAACAUCUUGGAAAGCUUUUGGUAAGUACAUGGGUACCUAGGUAGCCUCAGAUAGGGCACGCCCGCCAUUCGGUGUGACUGAGGAUCGGUGUAUCGCAUCUUCGUCCAGGAGCUAGUGGUUGUCUCGUCUGCAACUUCCGUAUUACUGUAGAACUCUUUGCUAUGGCCAUUUCCUACUGAAUUCUCGAUGGCCUAUAGAACUGGACUCACACUAACUCAAAAGACUACAGCAAGCACGGUAACAGCCAGUCAGCGCGAAGUAACUUCAAAACAACAUGUUCGCGGAGCGAUGCCAUCUCAUCACGAUGGAUACGCGCAUUCCAUCCAAAGCAGACGCGCCCGAGUACACCUUUGCUCUUGCCUAUCGAAGGCCCCGACCUAUACCCAAAACCUGGGAGGCGAUGGCAGGUGACAAUGGCGUCGGGUUUCUCGAUCUACCGCGAGAGUUGAGAGACAUGAUCUACAACUACAUCUGCAUCGAUCUGCCGCAAAUCGGAGACGGAUGGCGUGAUAAGCACGACGAGGGAAAAUACGGCAUCCCCGCGGCCACUGAGGCUCAGGCCGAUGCAUUGCAGGACUGCAAUAUCAUGAGGACGUGCCGCCAGGUGCAUUGGGAAUUCGCCGAAACGCUCUACGCGCAGCUUCUCCAGAUUUGCAGCCCCAUAUACGAAUUUCAGACUCAGUUCGUCCGACCGGGCUCGCACAUCUUGCCCUUGUCGCCAACAUACGCACAUCUCGUCAAGAAAGUGGCAGUUCUUCAUCACACGGGUAUUCCCGACCAUAGGAGUAGACUCGAGCAAUCCACAUCAGGCGACGAGCAAUGGCGUCAUGUUGUCACAGUCGCGACGCAGUUAGCAAAGCUAUUCCCGAAGAUACAGACCGUACGCGUGCUUCAUCGCAUCUGCCCAAGUGAUUACCUAGACCACACUUGGGCGACUGCGUGCGGGUUACGCGGCAAUACCAGAAAAGAGCAAGUUAAGGAAUCUCAAAAGUUCAUCAGAGGUUCGUGUUGGAGUGAUGGGAGGAAGGUCAAGAUGCCGCGGCAACUGGAGCUGGUGCAUUUGGACUUUGACACCAUUGUCGAAACACCUUUGGUUGAAGCCAUGAGAAACAUUCGAGCAGCAGAGCUGAACUAGAGAUAGCAACGGAAACUGUCUGCAUAAAUCGGGCUUCGCUAGUGAGCGAUCUGACAUGUGGUUCCAGAGCAACACAACAAGACUUCGGGGAGGAACAAGUCGAAGAGUUCAAUUUGAACUAGUGGUAUCAUAGCCGAAGGCCUGUUGCACA
This is a messenger RNA of Alternaria rosae, 1362 nucleotides long. RefSeq lists its product as uncharacterized. The coding region runs from base 351 to 1211 and encodes 286 amino acids. The transcript is spliced from 3 exons. The record is from RefSeq and is a predicted model, not a curated record. NCBI's taxonomy places the organism in Eukaryota, Fungi, Ascomycota, Dothideomycetes, Pleosporales, Pleosporaceae.